This is a messenger RNA of Symbiodinium natans, 747 nucleotides long. The record is from the annotation of a GenBank genome assembly. NCBI's taxonomy places the organism in Eukaryota, Dinophyceae, Suessiales, Symbiodiniaceae.
AUGGAAGUAGAAACUGCCGUAGAGGCACGGCCUGGCACGGACAGCACCGGGGCAUCUUACUCCAGCCACCUCGACCUGUGGAAUGAUGAAGAGAAGAAGACCAGUUGGUACAAGAAGACGCUGGAGCACUGGGCAGCCCAGGAUGCAACGGUGAACGGUGUCCUGGGCGGCUUCCCUGAAACCAGCGAACCGGACUUGAGGGAAUCCAGGAGAUUUCUGCAUCUGGUGCGGCGGCCGACGGACCCUCCAAGCCAGCGAGGAACAGUUCUUGACUGUGGUGCUGGGAUCGGACGAGUCACACAGGGCCUUCUGGUCCACGAGUUUGCCCAGGUCGACCUCGUCGAGCCUAAUGCACGGCUGUUGGAAGCAGCCCGUGAGCAGAUCCGCGAUCCCAAAGUGGACCGCUUCAUCAACAGCUCCCUGGAGCAAUUCCAUCCCGAGGAGGGCCGGUAUGAUACAAUCUGGGCACAGUGGGUGCUUCUUUACCUGACAGAUGACGAUUUGGUCCUGUUCCUUGAACGAUGCAAAAAAGGCCUGACAAGAAAUGGUCUGAUCCUCGUGAAGGAGAACGUUGUGCUGGAAGGGCAAUGGAUAGUGGACCGAGAUGAUAACAGCAUAUCGAGGACAGACGCAAUGUACAAGGACAUCUUUCAAAAAGCCGGCCUGGUCUUGCAACAUGAGCUGAAGCAGGCGCACUGGCCUUCAGAUCUGGUCCCGGUCAAGAUGUAUGCUUUGAGGCGAGCGUAG